Messenger RNA from Angiostrongylus costaricensis, 597 nucleotides. NCBI's taxonomy places the organism in Eukaryota, Metazoa, Nematoda, Chromadorea, Rhabditida, Metastrongylidae. The record is from the annotation of a GenBank genome assembly.
UUAGAAAUUCCUGAAAGCUCUGACAGUGACACGUCUACCAAGAAGAGAAAAAAGAAGAAAGGAAAAAAGGCAAAGAAAGAAAAGAAAGCUAAAAAAGAGAAAAAGAAAAAAGCCAAAAAGAAGGCAAGGACCUUGUUGUUGUGUGACUUUUCUCUUUUAAUAGUGCAUAGACCGAUUAAUUCAUCUUUGAGAAGUCGAAAGCCGAUGAGGAUGACAGCGAUGAAUGGAACAUUUUUUAGCUUUUUUAUCUCAGUGUACCUUUCCAAUUAUUGUCUUGGUUUCAGUUAUGGAAAAGACAUGCUGAAAGGUGAAGCAGCAGCCAUGGCAGCAUAUGCGGCAAGAGGAGAACGUAUUCCUAGAAGAGGUGAAAUUGGUCUCUCUUCGGCAGAAAUCAGUGAAUUUGAAAAAGUAGGCUACGUAAUGAGCGGAACUAGGCACAAAGCGAUGGAGGCUACUCGAUUGCGCAAAGAAAAUCAAGUACUGACGGCAGAAGAGAAACGUUUGUUAUCUGGCUUUUCUCAAGAGGAAAGGAAAAAGAAAGAAAUGGCGAUGCUGGGACAAAUGCGAAGUCUUAUAGCAUCAAAACGAGUGGAAUAG